UUAUAAUCAUCUACUUUUUAUUCCUAUUUGAUAGUUAUAUAUACACUUGAUAAUAUACCAUCCUUAAUACAUAUUCAGUCUCUUUUUCAAAUACAUUGUGCGUCGAAAUGGUGAAACUUCUUCCUUCCUUACUAUACUAUCUAGGGCUUCAUAUAGCAACAAUAACCGCUAUACCUUUGGACAGUAGUAGUAAUGGUAACAUAAUUGGUGACGGCAAUAAAGUCACUGGCAAAAAAGCCAGCAAUAAUAUCAUUACACUACCUUUAAUAAAAUCCGACAGAAGAAACCUCAGCAAAAGAAGUAACAACAAAGCUGUCUAUGAGCUGAUCAAUGAACGCAAUAUUGAAUACUUAGCCAAAGUCGACAUUGGCUCUCCUCCUCAAGAAUUCUUGGUUUCUAUCGAUACCGGCAGCGCGGAUCUAUGGGUUCCUGGAAAAGAGUGCCCAUCCAAUGAAUGUCCUUAUGAUAAAUUUCAGCCACACGAAUCCAAGACCUAUAAAUCAAUGAACCUAUCUUUCACCAUCCAAUAUGGUUCUGGAUCCGUUCACGGCUAUUAUGGUAAAGACACGAUCAAUUUAUCAACCAGCAUCAGUGACAGUAAUAAAAAGGAUAGAACCCAAAAAAAAACCAAUCAAAAAAAGCAACAAACCAUUCCAUCACAGCCCUUCGGUGUCGUCUACUCAACAGAGGGUGGUAUUAUUUCGAAGGCAACUCGAUCUGAUGGGAUUUUAGGUCUCGGUUUCCCUGCUUUAACAGCUAACAGCGAUACCCCUCAAGCCUACGACCCUUUUGUAUUCAACUUGGUUAAGCAAAAAUUGAUCUCUGAGCCGAUUUUUUCAAUUACACUCAAAGAACAGCUGUUGAUGAUUGGCGGUAUUGACGAAAAUCAGUAUACAGGAGACAUUCACUACGUGCCAGUAACGAAGAACCUCAACCCUAAGACGAACACACAAGAAUACACUUAUUGGUCUGUGGCGCUCAAGAAUAUGUAUGUCGACGGCUCAAAAGUGAGGAACAGCGCAGCCUCUUCUGUUAUUUUGGAUACCGGCACUACUUUAUCAUACGUCAGUCAAAGUCUAGCAGAAAACCUUGUAAGAUCAGUUACCGGAAGAAGGCCUCGGUACAAUGCCGAAGCUGAAAUGUACGAAAUAGAUUGCCAUUUGAAGAACAAGGCUGUUGGGAUUGAAUUUGACAAUUCUGUUAAAUUGGUGAUUGAUAUACAGGAAUUAGUCGUGCCUAUCGAUGCGUAUACCUGUGGAUUCGGUAUCACUUACGGAUUUGACAGUUCUGACUCUACCUAUGUAUUGGGUGGCACAAUUUUACGAUCUGCAUAUUUUGUCUUUCAUAUGGAGGAUAGAAAAGUAGGUUUAGCAACAGCUAUUAAUUCUCCUAGUGAAGUCAUCAAGGCGUAAGACUUCUAAUUCGUUGCUAACUGUAAAUAGCGUCUAUCUACAAUAACUAUAAUAAAAUUUUACAUCCAUGGCUGUGCCAAGCUAUUUCUUUCAUGUGUGGGUGCUCUUGGAGAUACAUAAUUAUAGUCAAGCUUGGCGAAAUGUUACGAUUCCAUAAUUGGCAUAAGUGACUGA
This is a messenger RNA of Mycotypha africana, 1586 nucleotides long. Its product is annotated as aspartic peptidase domain-containing protein. Gene Ontology annotation, biological process: proteolysis. The coding region runs from base 108 to 1412 and encodes 434 amino acids. Lineage: Eukaryota; Fungi; Mucoromycota; Mucoromycetes; Mucorales; Mycotyphaceae. Gene Ontology annotation, molecular function: aspartic-type endopeptidase activity. The record is from RefSeq and is a predicted model, not a curated record. The transcript has 2 exons.